CUGAAUAACCAUAUUAUAAAUCGUAAAAAUUCAAAAUUAGUUUUCAAUUUCAAAACGUUGUAGAUAUUAAUUAUUUUUAAAUCACCAUCAUCAUUCACACCAUCCGUAGAUCUUCGAAAGCUAAUCAAAUACGAGGAGACGCUGGGCAUUAACGCCCAUCAAGAGGACUAUUUCGAAAGGCUCUUCAAACGCACCACGGCCAGCUUUCGCGCCAAAGUCGGAAAGGAGAAUGCUCGCCAUGAACGCACCGACGAAGUAAAAUCAAAACGAUCCGAUGAUCAACAUGUCUUACGACCUCUUAAUCAGGUGGAGCAUGAACAGCAAGCGGAUUCGCGAGCUGUAAUGGCGAAGAAAGGGAAUGAAGGUCAAACGGCACGUACUUUCGAUGCUGGUGACACAUCAAAGCGUUUAAAUCAAAAUCAAAAACGAAAACAACAACAGAAAGAGAAACAGACGGCUAAAAACUUUGUUGGAGAAAAUUUGUCUCGUGAGAAAGCUUGGCAAACUAGUGGGCGCAUACCUUUUGCUGAAUGUAAAGAAAUAAGAGGUCCCGAACCAGAAUCAAGUCAACGUAGCUCGUCGCAUCCAACAACAACUGGAGAUUUUAGUCAAAAGCAGGCUCAAGCCGCAACCAUCACAAGUGCGGCUAGCGAAGGAAAGUCCAAAACAAGCGCGGAAACGAAAAAUGAUGGUGUUACGCAGCGUGUUGCAAGAGUGGAAAGGAAGGCAACAACCAGUCGUGGACGAACUAGAUCGCAGUCACGGGAGCGUGGCGCGCGCGGGCGGAGUCCAAGUGGUGGCAGUUACACUACAGCCAGAUCGAUGGGUGUUAUGAUACCUCGUCAUUGCACAGCAACGCGUCGCCGCCGUCCUUUAAGUAAAGAUCCGGUCGCUUUGUAUCACUACUACCAAAGUGAGUGGAAUUACUUUCGCGACCAAAUUCCUGGCGAGAACUCACAUGCCGAGCUGCGCUGGAUGAUACGUGAGCGUCUGUUGGACCCUAACUAAGAUAAAAAUGACCAAAUUGGUUGUAUGAUAGAACAUCGAGGCAAAAUUAAAUUAACUCAGGGGUCUUGCGACUUCUAGUUUUAUCUAUGAAAACCAAAACUUUUUGACUAAUUUCAAAGUACCAUUUAAUAAAGUUUUAAUAAAAAAA
This is a messenger RNA of Ceratitis capitata (Mediterranean fruit fly), 1156 nucleotides long. RefSeq lists its product as hypothetical. The transcript has 2 exons. The record is from RefSeq and is a predicted model, not a curated record. Gene Ontology annotation, biological process: cilium assembly. The coding region runs from base 343 to 1008 and encodes 221 amino acids. NCBI's taxonomy places the organism in Eukaryota, Metazoa, Arthropoda, Insecta, Diptera, Tephritidae. Gene Ontology annotation, cellular component: centriole; non-motile cilium.